CCCAGCAAAGCAGCAGCAAUGUGGAUAAACAGCAGCAGAAGAAGAAAGCAAACCCAUCUUCCUGUCUGAUUGGUUGAAUUUCACGGAGGGGCGAGCAAGAUGGCAGCGUGAAGAGGAGUUUUUGUUUGAGUUCUCAGCACGAGACACUUAUUUGAUGUCUUUCUGGCCUUCGGGACUUUUUUGGAGAUCAGCGCGCUAAACUUGCUGGAUCUGAGGCCAGGGUCUGCGGCGGCAGCAUGUUGAAAUGCUCAAAAAGGACUGAGUGACUCGGGCAAGCCACAUGCGGCUAGCGACAUGAAAGAAAUGGACCCUUCAUGAUGCGUUCAACGUGCCAGCGCUGUGGUGGGAAAGGCUCCAUCAUAAACACGCCCUGCGCCCUGCGCCGAGGUUCAGGCCAAGAAGAAGAAGACGAUGACUUCCAAGCCCAAGAAGGUCGGCCUCAGCGUGGGCGAGCUGAUUGUGAAAGCCGUGGCCGCUUCCAAGGAGUGCAACGGCCUGUCUGUGGCCGCUCUCAAGAAGGCUCUGGCUGCCGGAGGCUACGAUGUGGACAAGAACAAGGCCCGUGUCAAGACCGCCAUCAAGAGCCUGGUGGCGAAGGGCACUCUGGUGCAGACCAAGGGCACCAGGACCUCCGGAUCCUUCAAGAUGAACAAGGCUACUGAGAGCAAAGCCAAGAAGCCCGCCGCGGCCAAAGCCAAGAAACCGGCAGCAGCUGCUAAGAAGUCGCCCAAGAAGGCAGCAGCAGCACUUCAGCUACUAGACAGGACAAAGCUGAAGGAGAACUGCCGGGACUGUUGAAGUGGGA
Maylandia zebra (zebra mbuna) is the source of this 805-nucleotide messenger RNA. NCBI's taxonomy places the organism in Eukaryota, Metazoa, Chordata, Actinopteri, Cichliformes, Cichlidae. The record is from RefSeq and is a predicted model, not a curated record.